This is a messenger RNA of Hydra vulgaris (swiftwater hydra), 1930 nucleotides long. RefSeq lists its product as uncharacterized. Lineage: Eukaryota; Metazoa; Cnidaria; Hydrozoa; Anthoathecata; Hydridae. The record is from RefSeq and is a predicted model, not a curated record. Gene Ontology annotation, molecular function: zinc ion binding.
CAUAAUAUUCGUGAUGAGUGGGUUUUUGGUCUAAAAUUUAUGAGCGGAAACCUCAUGAACAGCACCAAUAACCGGCUAGAAAAUUUCAAUGGAAAGUUAAAAGAAGUCAUUGACUGCAAUAGCUCUUUAGAAAACUUUCUUGAUAAAUUCUAUGUUGUUCUAACAUCAAUGCGCAAUGAAAGAGAUCAUAGGACCAUUUUUCAAAUGCAAAAAGUUUCUGUUGAUGUGUUUGAUCCUAAUUCUGCUGAGGCAGCUUAUAAAAAAGUUUUGACAUUGUAUGCUGCUCGACAUGUUCUAAAACAAAUGAGCUUGUUUAAAGAAAUUAUAUUGUUACCAGGAGAACAUGGCCAGUUCAUAGUAAACAGCCAUGAAGGUAGUCAUAUAGUGACUUCAAAUUUUUGUUCAUGCAUGUUUCGAAAGUCAAUGAACUUACCAUGUCGACACAUAUUUGCUGCUCGCCAGUUGCUUGGGAUAAAUUUAUUCGAUACUGAGUUGUGUUCUGAGAGGUGGACAUUAAAGUACUAUCGUCAACAUCAACGGGCCUUUAGUACCCAAGUCACGGAUGGAAAGCCUGGAGCUGUAGAUUUUCAUGUUGCUCCAAAAGUAAAAGUGCAUUCUCAGCAUGAGAAGUUUAAACUUGCCAUACAGGAGACAUCACUUCUUGCUACCCUUGUAUCUGAGUCCACAGGUCAUACACUUGAACAACGUCUUAGUCUUUUGCGAACUUUAAGUAAAGGUUGGUCAGAUGGAAAGGUAAUGGUACUUAACGAACUUAUUGAAGAAGAUGAUUUAGUAACGUGUGAACAAAUAUCUAAACAAACAGGAAUAUCAUCUCAUACAUCAAUAGCAGCAACAUUAGUUUUUUCUGAUGUUAAUUUAACAACAUUUUCUGCAGUCGGAACAGUUAAUUCAACUUGUUUACCUGUUAGUGUUGAUGUAUCAACCUUACAAGCUGGUAUUUGUUCAACAAGUUCUUCUACUACAGUUAGUGCAUCUAAAAACGUUGCUAGCACAUAUUCAAUAAAUUCAUUGGAAUGUGCAGCACAUGUAAACGAUGAAGUCACUUUAAUAGUUCCAAAAGUACUCAAUAAAGAAAGUAUAUCAGUGUCACAGAUAGGUGCACAAUAUGAAAUUAUAAAUAACAAAUUUUUAUCAGAGCAAGCUGAAAUUGCAGAAAAAGAACCAUAUCAGCAAGAAGAGUUGACAUCUGGGAAGAGUGAUGCAGGUGCAGAUUCUUACUUGGCACAGAUUCACGUGCCUAAACGUGUCAAACACUGUGGGCGUCCUAAAGGUUCUACUUUAACUACUAUUGGUCUACCUAAAAAACGACAACGUCAGUUGCAUGAAGGGCUAGUACCUUUUUUAAAACUUCAUCCGUCUAAAAGACAUGCUAUGAUGCUGGGUUGGUUUUUGAAACCAGAUGAUGUCCAGAAAGCUCUUUCUGGCAUUCUUAUACAGAGUAGUUGUAUAGAAAAAAGAGUGAAUUGUAUUUCUUCAGCUAUUCUUGAUGAAAGUGCUCUAGGAUCUCUUUUGUCUCUGCAAUCAUAUUUUACUGCAGAUGGAUGGAAAGUGCUCAAUGAAAUAAUUGAUGUCAAGUGUCAGCAACGAAUUUGGCCUUGUGCUUUGUGCCAAAAAAGCACUUCCGUGGGCAAUGACAUUGGGGGCUCAAUAGCAUGUGAUUCCUGCCUUUUGUGGUUUCACAAAAAAUGUGUUGGCAAGAAAGAGGGUUGGUUUAUAAAAUCAAAAUACUGGUUUUGUCGUUUUUGUUCAACUGUUUGAUUGGAAAUUAUACAUGCCUUUGUUUUAUUUGGUAUUAAAUGGUUUACUUUAUUGUUGUAUUUUGUGUCUGACACAUUUUAAUAUUUUUACAAACAUUUUUACAAAUAUUUAAAUAGCAAAACUUCUAUGCAGUUUUAAUACUUUUUGGGUU